Molecule: messenger RNA, 474 nt
Organism: Oppiella nova
Lineage: Eukaryota; Metazoa; Arthropoda; Arachnida; Sarcoptiformes; Oppiidae
Source: the annotation of a GenBank genome assembly
AUGCCACACGUGUUCAAUAGGUUUGGGUUUUUAGCGACGGCACCGGUAUGGUUGGCCAGAAUAGCCUUCAAAAUGGGUUUAUAUGGCGAUCAUAAGAAGUUUGAUUACUCGUAUCAGUUGUUUGAUAAGGAAAUCUCUUCGCAUCAGAAGUCAUUAGAUUUGAAUACGAAACGCGAUUAUAUCGACGGAUACCUAACGGAAAUGGAUGUCAGACAACGAAAGGAUCCCAACUCUAACUUCAAUAUGAAGAGACUACAAGCGAACUGUAGGACAUUUUUCGGCGCCGGGAGUGUCACUAUUAGGACCAUCACUGAAUGGAUGCUAUUAUUUGCCGUCAGAUACAGCGAACACCAGAAGAGGAUUCACUCAGAGAUCGAUUCUGUGGUCGGAAGAGAUCGGAGUCCCUGUUAUGCCGACAGACUUCAUAUGCCGUUCACUCAGGCAUUCAUUAAUGAAGUGUUUCGACUCAAAACU